Sphaerodactylus townsendi is the source of this 4431-nucleotide messenger RNA. It is a transcript of the gene GRIK4, whose product is annotated as glutamate ionotropic receptor kainate type subunit 4. Gene Ontology annotation, cellular component: plasma membrane; presynaptic membrane; kainate selective glutamate receptor complex. Lineage: Eukaryota; Metazoa; Chordata; Lepidosauria; Squamata; Sphaerodactylidae. Bases 191 to 3085 code for a protein of 964 amino acids. Gene Ontology annotation, biological process: modulation of chemical synaptic transmission; synaptic transmission, glutamatergic; monoatomic ion transport. The record is from RefSeq and is a predicted model, not a curated record. The transcript is spliced from 20 exons. Gene Ontology annotation, molecular function: kainate selective glutamate receptor activity; transmitter-gated monoatomic ion channel activity involved in regulation of postsynaptic membrane potential.
GCUGCCGGACUCGGUUUUGCAGCUGCUGGUGCCGCCGCCGGAUCGCUGCGCUCCGCUUUCCUGCUCGGCUCUUGGCAGCGCCCGCCCGGCUGCGGGAAGAACCCGGCAGCCCCGCACCCCAGCCCCGCGGAGCCCCCCAGAGUUAUGUCAUGCCCAGACCACCGCAGGGCUCCAUGAGGAUUUAUAGAAAAUGCCCCGGAUCUUGGCGCCUCUGGUGCUCUUUUUGGUGUGGCUAAUGAAGAUCGAAGCCGGCCCCCACUCUCUGAGGAUUGCUGCCAUUUUGGACGACCCAAUGGAGUGCAGCAGAGGCGAAAGGCUGUCCAUCACGCUGGCCAAAAACAGGAUCAACCGAGCUCCAGAGCGGGUGGGGAAAGCCAAAGUGGAAGUGGACAUUUUUGAGCUCUUGCGAGACAGCGAGUACGAGACCGCCGAGACCAUGUGCCAGAUCCUUCCAAAAGGCGUGGUAGCAGUCCUGGGACCAUCAUCAAGUCCUGCUUCCAGCUCCAUCAUCAGCAAUAUCUGUGGAGAGAAAGAGGUCCCCCAUUUCAAAGUGGCCCCAGAAGAAUUUCUCAAGCUGCAGUUCCAGAGAUUCACCACCCUGAACCUCCACCCCAGUAACACGGACAUUAGUGUGGCUGUCGCUGGCAUCCUGAACUUCUUUAACUGCACCACUGCCUGCCUCAUUUGUGCCAAAGCUGAAUGCCUUUUAAACUUGGAGAAGUUGCUCCGUCAGUUCCUUAUCUCCAGGGAAACGCUCUCGGUCCGGAUGUUGGACGACAGCUGGGACCCGACGCCGCUGCUGAAGGAGAUCAGGGAUGACAAGACAGGCACCAUCAUUGUCCAUGCCAACGCUUCCAUGUCGCACAUCAUCCUUCAGAAAGCAGCGGAACUGGGAAUGGUGUCGGCCUAUUACACAUACAUCUUCACUAAUCUGGAGUUUUCCCUUCAGCGACUGGACAGCCUUCUGGAUGACCGAGUUAACAUCUUAGGAUUUUCUAUUUUCAAUCAGUCCCACGCUUUCUUCCAAGAGUUUGCACAGAGUCUCAACCAGUCUUGGCAAGAGAACUGUGACCAUAUACCAUUUACUGGACCAGCGCUUUCAUCUGCUUUGUUGUUUGAUGCCGCCUAUGCUGUGGUGAGUGCCGUGCAGGAGCUAAACCGGAGCCAGGAGAUCGGAGUGAAGCCCCUGUCCUGUGGAUCGGCCCAGAUCUGGCAGCAUGGCACAAGCCUGAUGAACUAUCUGAGAAUGGUAGAAUUGGAAGGUCUCACCGGCCACAUAGAAUUCAACAGCAAAGGCCAACGAUCCAACUAUGCCCUGAAAAUCCUGCAGUACACACGGAACGGCUUCAGACAGAUUGGUCACUGGCACGUUACCAAAGGCCUGACAAUGGACGACCAACUCUUCUCUUCUAAUGUUUCAGAAACCCUCUUCAACACCACACUCAUCGUCACCACCAUCCUGGAAAACCCUUACUUAAUGCUCAAGGGGAACCAUCAAGAGCUGGAAGGGAAUGACCGCUACGAAGGCUUCUGCGUGGACAUGCUGAAAGAGUUGGCGGAGAUCCUCCACUUCAACUACAAGAUCCAUCUGGUGGGCGAUGGAGUCUAUGGCGUCCCAGAAGCAAAUGGCACCUGGACCGGGAUGGUCGGGGAGCUGAUUGCUCGGAAAGCUGAUUUAGCAGUCGCCGGACUGACGAUUACGGCUGAGCGGGAGAAGGUGAUUGAUUUCUCAAAACCAUUCAUGACUCUGGGGAUCAGCAUUCUCUACCGAGUUCACAUGGGGCGUAAGCCUGGCUACUUCUCUUUCCUGGAUCCCUUUUCUCCUGGCGUCUGGCUCUUCAUGUUACUUGCCUACCUCGCAGUCAGCUGUGUCCUCUUCUUGGUGGCCAGGUUAACACCUUACGAGUGGUACAGCCCUUACCCAUGUUCCCAAGGGAGAUGCAACCUGCUAGUAAACCAGUAUUCUCUUGGCAACAGCCUGUGGUUUCCCGUGGGCGGAUUCAUGCAGCAGGGGUCUACCAUUGCCCCUCGGGCUCUGUCCACACGUUGUGUCAGUGGAGUCUGGUGGGCCUUCACCUUGAUCAUCAUCUCCUCCUACACGGCCAACUUGGCAGCCUUCCUCACUGUGCAGCGCAUGGAUGUGCCAAUUGAAUCCGUAGACGACCUUGCGGACCAGACCGCCAUUGAGUACGGCACCAUCCACGGAGGCUCCAGCAUGACUUUUUUUCAGAACUCCCGGUACCAGACGUACCAGAGGAUGUGGAAUUACAUGUAUUCCAAACAGCCAAGUGUCUUUGUCAAGAGCACGGAAGAAGGGAUCGCGCGGGUGCUCAACUCCAAUUACGCGUUCCUGCUGGAGUCCACCAUGAACGAGUAUUACCGUCAGCGCAAUUGCAACCUCACGCAGGUCGGGGGCCUUCUGGACACCAAGGGCUACGGGAUUGGCAUGCCAGUCGGUUCUGUUUUCCGCGACGAGUUUGACUUGGCCAUUCUGCAGUUACAGGAGAACAACCGCCUGGAGAUCCUGAAGCGGAAAUGGUGGGAGGGAGGGAAGUGCCCCAAAGAGGAGGACCAUCGAGCCAAAGGGCUGGGAAUGGAGAAUAUAGGUGGAAUCUUUGUGGUUCUGAUAUGUGGUUUAAUCGUAGCGAUUUUUAUGGCAAUGCUGGAAUUCUUAUGGAACCUUCGACAUUCUGAACACUCCGAGGUGUCCGUCUGUCAGGAGAUGGUGACGGAGCUACGGAGCAUCAUUCUUUGCAAGGACAGUUUCCCACCCCUCGCCGGGAGGAGGCGAAGACUAUACUUAACUUCGCCCUGCUAUCCAAGAAGAACGGAGAGCCACGUGACCACCCUGGCAACGCUCAGCACCAGCAAGCUUUCCUGUGGGGAGGCGACCCGGAUCCGGCUGGAACAGAGAUUGGCUCAGAGAGGCUGUCCCCUGGUAGCUUUCGAGGUUGCACGACAUCAGGGUGUGUCCCGAGUGUCGCGGUUCCAGGGACUCCGGGCACGGCCAGGCCCCGGGUCCCCUGCCCAAAGCGACGAGAGCUUGGAAUGGGAGAAGGUUACAAACAGCAGCGAGCCCGAAUAAAACGGGCAGGGAUGCAACCGAAGCUAAUGUUCCAUUUUACAGAACAUGAGACUUGUACACAGUGUUGAACUAUUUUUAAAUUAAUAAAGCAGUUCCCCCAGCUUCCCAAGGGCAAAUCAAAGCUUUGGGCUGGGGGUUGAGCCCGAAUGGGAACUUUUUGUUACCUGUCUUGUAUGAGAGAGUGUCUUAUUCAUUUGGGCCUCGAAGCACUUUCGGAGGAAGCCCCUCUGGGCCAGGCUUCGUCCUGGGAGGGCCCUUCCUCAGUGGCUUCCCACGCAGAAACCAGAGGUGUGCAUAGGGAAGGUUACGUAGGAUACAACAAGACUCACAGUAUGGAAAAUGCACUCCUCUAAACCGAGUGAUGAGAUAAUCUUGCCACCAUUCAUGGAGGGGAUUCCUUUGGAGGUGGGAGAAGGGAAGGGUAAUCUAUUUUAUUUUGGUAGUUCAAGAUCUAGAGGGGUCUGGCACCAGGUGAGUUCAUGAGCCAAACUCAUACAUUCUCAAAGGUGAAGGUGACAGUUAGAGGAGAGGCCUCCGCAUGGAAGGAGCUGCUGACGAAGGAAAGCCCACUCAAGGAGUUAUCAAUACCAAAAACCAACAAACGCCAGUUGAACUCAAGAGGCCUUCAAACAGAAUGUCAAGGGUCCUGUCUUCUUUUUUAAAAAAUACUUCUUACGUGUGUGUCUGUGUGUGUGUGUGAUGGCAUUGGUUUUGAGAAAACUAACAGCGUCAGAAAGAAGUUGUGGGGAAGAGGGGGGAUUCUGCCUUCUCCCACCAGCAGAGGGUGGCAGAACUUAACUAUCCCAGGUUGUCAGCUUCUGAUACACCAUCUUAACACUGUCUUAAGAGAAUGUCACAACUGGAGACUUGUCAUAUCCAUGUUGGGCUCAAUCAUCUUUUUUUUUAAAAAAAAAAAGCAGCCCCACCACACACCAGAUCCUCCUCUGAUCUGCUAGUCUGGUAGUUCUGCUACAGAACAACAUGGCUAUCCUCUGAAACUAACUUCUGAUCCAGAUGUCUUCUUCUAUCUGAGAGUCUCUUUGCUAAUAAGUGUUCUUGAGUGAAGGUCCUGGGCAAAAUGUCCAGAGCAUUUUCUUAAAAGGUUCAGUGGACAGAAUUGGUCAAUCGUCAGGAAAUCCUUCUUAGCUUCAACUCUGCAGAUGUGAGGUUUUUUCCAUGGGAGAGUUUAAUUUCCUGAUUUCUAUGCAAUUACUGAUUGUAAAAUAUCAAGGAGGACUAUCAAGAAGGGAGUCGCAAACAGACAUGGUCAAAAAAAUAUCCUGUUCUUGGUUUUUCUGUUCAUUUGUUUUUUUGAAUGUACUGAAUAAAAUACAUCCUUCUAUAAA